Dracunculus medinensis (Guinea worm) is the source of this 672-nucleotide messenger RNA. Lineage: Eukaryota; Metazoa; Nematoda; Chromadorea; Rhabditida; Dracunculidae. The record is from the annotation of a GenBank genome assembly.
AUGCGUUCUUCGUCCACCACAGGAGUUGAUGCAUAUUUCACUAUUUACCUUGUGAUGGAUGGCGUUAAAAGCGAGGAGGGCCAAUCAAGAUCUGGAUUUUCAGAUUGUAAACCUAAACGUAAAAGAGUCGCUGUUAACACUUUGUUCUUUCCUUACUCUCGUGGCUUGCUUAAUUACAGCAGUUCUUCAAAUACAUUGGCCAAUCUUCCUCAAUCCAGUGCAAAACCUGUAAUGUCCGUGAAACCACUUUCGGACAGUAAAGAGUCGUUUAAUGAUGAUGAAGUCAGUCAAAGCACGCGAUUAUCCGAAUUUCUUUCUUCCCAAAAUGGUUCUGCGUUUUGUAAAUCGCUUUCUGCGAAAUACCAUUGCAAUGCCUCGACUUCGUUGCAUUCUUUAAGUUAUUGUGCUCGCGAACCAACGCAUUUUAAUGAGAUUGGUUCUAAUAUCAUUAAUACUAUUCAUUCCUCUAUUCAUACAGAAAUAUCUUCAGACGCUGAAAAAGUGGAAAAUUCGUCGGAAAAAAAUCAUUUGGUGAUUCGUUUUAUGCAGCUGGAAAUAGUUUGGAUUUCUGACAUUCUUAAAUCUUUGCGCGCUUUAUCAGAUCGCGCUCUUUUGCCAUACAUUAAGAGCUCAUUUUUGCAUAGGUUCGUUUCGAUACCUGUUUGUGAAUAA